Molecule: messenger RNA, 756 nt
Organism: Cucurbita maxima (winter squash)
Lineage: Eukaryota; Viridiplantae; Streptophyta; Magnoliopsida; Cucurbitales; Cucurbitaceae
Exons: 2
Coding region: 61-744 (227 amino acids)
Source: RefSeq, a predicted model, not a curated record
UUUCAGCCUUGUUGCAUUGUUAUCAGCUCUUGCAAGAAUCUAAAAACUUUGAUACUCACCAUGGUGGCUAUAACAGAUGAUUGGUUCCAUGAUGGUAUCACUCAAUUUCCCACGCUUGAGAUUUUGGCCUUGUCUUAUUGCCACAUGUUGGAGAGCUUGAGAAUCUCAUGCCCUCAUUUGAAGAAAUUCAUCUUGUGUGGAUGUGAAUCCGUGACGAGACUCGACAUCGAUGCUUCUUGUUUAUUGGAGCUCAAGUAUUCCAGAGAUUUGAUAUCUUUCUCUUUGAAUGCUCCUACUCUCUUGCAAGCCGACAUCGAUUUCUCCCCACGGAUUUUUGAUAAUCCGUGGUUUGUUAAACAGAUUGAAAUCCUAGCAUAUUUAAAUCAUCUCGAAGUCUUGACGUUGCAAAGUAGAACGGGAAAGACUGUGGUUAUUCCAGAGGAGGUGAGGGAGACAUUUGCUUCCCCUUUGUAUGGUGUGAAGCAUUUGAAAGUUAAGAUAAUAAAGCCUUUGUUUAGUCCUUCUCUACAAGAUCUUGUGAGGGCUUUGCUUUGGAUUGCUCCUCAACCAGAGACCAUCUCAAUUGAGUCUGGUUUUGGUAAGAAGAUCUUAAAGGUAUGCAUCCCUUUCAUAUCAUUCUUUGAUCCUUUAAACUUGGUUUUAGACUCGCAAAAAUUGAUUAAACUGAACCGAGCUUGUGAGUUUUCACAUAGGUUGGAGAGGGAAACAAAACAUUCUUUAUAAGGGUGUAGAAAU